CACCAAAAAACUCUGCGCGCGCAACGACACAUGAGGCAAUUCGACGAGAUUCAUCAAAAGCUCAACCACAACGCGGAAAAAAUGAUCUUCUAGAUCGAUGUUCAUCUGAAUAUGAGUCCAAAAUUCGAUCGGUCCAAUUUUUUUUCGCGAUCGCGCGUCGAAACUGACCUGAUUACAUCGUCGCACUCACUAUCAUCAUGCGGUCACAAGCCGCGGCCGGGCGGGCGACGAGAGUCAAAAAGCUCGCGAAGAACACUGCUCAGCAGGUCUUGCGAGAAGAUCAACUAGAUUCUGCAGAAUACAGUUCCCUUCAGACUCAAUCUAACAUCGAGACUGGGGUGGAAAAGAGUGAAGAAAAGGAAUACCAUCUUCAAGCUGCCUUGAAAGGAGGCUCGGGUGGCAGCAAAGAUGCGGAGGAGAUUCCUGCCCCUCCUGCCGAGGAGACCCCUGGUCUGGAUUACGAUGCCCUGUAUCCAUUAGUUUUUCAUAAACCUGCCACCUACAUUCGCUUCUCCCAGACAGUCGAAGAGACUACCGGGUGCCAGUAUAAUAUGACCUCGGAAGAUGACACCUUUCUCAAAGCAUACAAUCACAAGAAGUCCGCUGGUACCAGAUGUUCCGAGGAUGAUUUCGAAAAGAUUAUGGAAGUUUUCGAAGACACUGCCGCUGAUCAAGUCCCGUAUGCAUCCCUCGAUGGCACCGUGAUUUCCUUUGAUGGGAUGAAGAUGUCGAUUAAGCAACAGAUUCAUGAAAAGGCCCAUCCAUUUGCCAAGGAUAUCUACGAACACUGGCGAAUAUGCAGACAGAAUGCUGGGAACCAUCCACUUCAACCCUCUCUAAAAGUCGAGAAGAAUAUAGAAAAGGAUGAUGGUGAUCCAUAUGUCUGUUUCCGACGACGAGAUGCUCGUCAAACUCGGAAGACUAGAGCUCGCGACACACAAAGUGUGGAGAAGCUGAAGAGAUUAAGGAAAGAACUCGACGAAGGACGCCAAUUGAUAGACAUGGCUUUCCAAAGAGAGUUGACCAAGAGAGAACUUCUAAAAUGCGACAAGAGCGUCUUCGAACAACGUGCCAAGGUCAAAGAGACUAAGGUCAAACUGGGAAUCAAGACUGACGAUGAAGAUCUCAUCAACCAGAGACCUCAGAAGAGAAAGAUGACAGACUUUGGCCAGUUGCAACGUCCUCCUGGAAGCCAAUUACGCUUGCCUGGCCGUUCCGAUGGACGUCCUCUUGAUGCUGAUCUUAUUAUGCUGAGUGAUCUGAUGGCCCAGAAAGAGAAUACGCUCCAGAUUGAGAUCGAGGAGAAGGCGCAACAGCAUCGGAAAUGGAACAUGGGCCAUGUCGACUUAACUCGCGAGCCACUGUCCCCUGUCCAUGGCCAAGGGUUCGAGGCUGGAUUCCGUCCGGCAACAGCCCAAUACCAAUAUCUCAUGACACCUCCUUCUUCUGUGACCUCCGAAUCCUUCGAUCAGCCCUCGCCGUCCUUGGAAAAACCAGAACCAUGCGCAUUGGGUUAUAACUCACCCUCGGAAGAAGAAGAGCCUCGAGGGCAACCAGCUUAUCGCCGUAGGAUAGGCCGCGGAGGUCGAUUAUGGAUUGAUCGUCGAGGCAUGUCGUCGGCCGCUAAAUUGGCUGAGGCAACUGUCUCGGAUCGUUGGAAAUACGAUCAAGAUGAUGACGAUGAGCAACCGGUGUACGAGAUGGACCCAUAUGACACCAAAGCUCUCCGAUUUCGAGCAACAAUACCCUACCCACCACAUCUCUUCUCGCAGCGACCUCGACCAGAACAAGCUGGGCCACUGGCAAGAGUUGCUGGAAACAGUCCUGCGCAUAAUCGAGCAAUUACUGCUGCUGGUCAACAGCCACAGCAAGCACCACCCUGAAAGAAGAAUAAGCUUACCGUUUCGCUUCCCACACCUAAUCCUACCACAAGCCGCCCCCCUUCGCGCCAAUGAAGCGCUCGUGUAUGAAUAAACAUUCUGCUUUGCAGGACAUCGCUUGAGAUGUGCCUGGGAUUGAGGCGUUACCCAAUGAAAUGGGCUCGAAUGUGUUGGUAUUAGAUGUUUAGCUAGUCGAAAACACCUCGAGGAUAGGUGUCUGUUGUAUUUUAGUGCUCACACGAGCAGAGAAGAUGGCGAGGACACUGGUGGAAUGCUUGCUCCAUCCAAAGCCUUGUUUUCCAUAGCUAGGGAACGUUACUCACUUGCAUACCACAAAAGAAAGCCG
Molecule: messenger RNA, 2226 nt
Organism: Mollisia scopiformis
Lineage: Eukaryota; Fungi; Ascomycota; Leotiomycetes; Helotiales; Mollisiaceae
Product: putative enhancer of polycomb-like protein 1
Exons: 3
Coding region: 198-1883 (561 amino acids)
Biological process (GO): regulation of transcription by RNA polymerase II
Cellular component (GO): piccolo histone acetyltransferase complex
Source: RefSeq, a predicted model, not a curated record